AUGUUUCUGUGUUGCGCGGCUGGACCCGUGGUCAAGACCUUCGAGGUCACCUCGGAGGCCAUCACGCACCAGCGCACGCUCAGCUCUCUCAAUGCCGACGUGACGUGCGUCCGGUACAACCACAACGGCAGAAUAUUGGCGAGCAGCAGCGCGGAAGGCGGGAUCUGUCUGGACGUCGCGUCCUCGGGCGAGCUGCUGUCGAGGUUCUUCUAUCCAGGUGAAACACCCGCGAACCGACGAGUAAAUGCAGUGCAGUUCAGCAGCGGCUCAAGGUUUCUUGCGUCCGGUGGCAGCGAUGGCUUUAUACGACUAUGGGACCUCAAGACGCAGGAAGUCAUGCAGACGUACAAUAUCAGCGCGAGUGCUGUCACGUCCGUAGCAUUUAGCGGCUACAAGGACGAAUACAUCGUUGGAGGCAGCGCAAGUGGGGCAAUUUCUGUAUGCGAUGUCCAAACAGCGGAGACAGCGGGAUUUCUUACAGUGGAUCCAGCUCACGGGGUGCACAAAGUUAUGGCGAUUCAGGCGUCUCCGCAUCCGUACGCUCGUCACGCUCUUGGCUCUACGUACUCGGACGGUUCCGUGCGUGUUUGGGACUUGAGUACGGGCCAAAUGACCGCGGAGUUUGUACGACAGCACGAGGCGCCUUCAACCGCGUUAACGCUCUCGCCCGUAAGCAAAGUCUUGCUCGCGACAGGAGGCCUCGACGGCCGAGUGAUUUUCUACGAUACCCUUCAGCGGAAGGAGCUGCGAUCGUUAGACUUGGAGCAACCUGUGUCGUCGUUGGCGCUGUGUGCUGAUGGGAAAACGCUUGCCAUGGGGACCACAACGGGCGAGAUUCUUGUGUACGACCUUCGAGGAGCGAUCACGCCGCUCUUCUCCACGCUCGUGCACGAAACCUCAGCAGUGCAAUCGCUGCAGUUUUCACCGCCGAUUCCCGAUAGCGCUACCACGGGAAUGAUUCCGGAAGGGUUACCCGUGGUGUCGGCUGAGCAUGUAUCGCCCUGCAAAGGAGCGACACUGCAAGAGAUCGCACUGCGAAAGCUCGAAACGCUAGGCAUGGGAAGCCCAACAAGGAAGCCCCAGGACCUGAACUCCGAGGCCAGAUCAUCACCGCCAGCGUCCCCCACUCGGUGUGCCACUCGAUCGGGUGUCCGGCCAUUCGUCAACCCCCUUAGUCCCCAGCGCUCGGACUUUGGGUCAGUUGCACAACCCGCAGACGAGAGGCGACAAUCCGAGCCGUCCCCGGUAUCAUUCCUGUCCACUUUAUCACGAAACCCGUCGAACGAGACGAACAGCAGCAGCUUUUAUCCUGGAAACUCUCCGCCAAGGCAAGCAGAUUUCGGGAGCACUACCAUACGCGCCGAGAUCCAGCGUUUAGGGGAGGAAAUGGAGUUGCGGCGUCAGGAGGAGGUCGACCAGCUUUCCAGCUUGCUUGAGACUUUGAUGGAUCGCUUCAACGCUGUGGUGGAGGAAAACCGGUCGUUGCGUCAGGAAAACGAAUGGUUGAAGUCGCACGUGCCCGCAUCCUAG
Molecule: messenger RNA, 1530 nt
Organism: Phytophthora sojae
Lineage: Eukaryota; Oomycota; Peronosporomycetes; Peronosporales; Peronosporaceae
Exons: 7
Coding region: 1-1530 (509 amino acids)
Biological process (GO): microtubule nucleation; mitotic cell cycle
Cellular component (GO): centriole; spindle pole; pericentriolar material
Molecular function (GO): gamma-tubulin binding
Source: RefSeq, a predicted model, not a curated record